Pterocles gutturalis (yellow-throated sandgrouse) is the source of this 2382-nucleotide messenger RNA. RefSeq names its product O-linked N-acetylglucosamine (GlcNAc) transferase (gene OGT). The transcript is spliced from 17 exons. The record is from RefSeq and is a predicted model, not a curated record. Gene Ontology annotation, molecular function: protein N-acetylglucosaminyltransferase activity; protein binding. NCBI's taxonomy places the organism in Eukaryota, Metazoa, Chordata, Aves, Pterocliformes, Pteroclidae. Gene Ontology annotation, biological process: protein O-linked glycosylation. The annotation marks the transcript as partial.
AUGCUUUCCUUCCAAGGGUUAGCGGAGUUGGCCCAUCGUGAGUAUCAGGCAGGAGACUUUGAAGCAGCAGAGAGACACUGCAUGCAGCUUUGGAGACAAGAGCCUGAUAAUACCGGUGUGCUUUUGUUACUGUCGUCCAUUCACUUCCAGUGUCGCAGAUUGGACAGGUCUGCUCACUUCAGCACUUUGGCUAUUAAACAGAAUCCACUGUUGGCCGAAGCCUACUCGAAUCUAGGCAAUGUGUACAAGGAACGUGGACAGCUACAGGAAGCAAUUGAACAUUAUAGACACGCACUGCGCCUCAAACCAGAUUUCAUUGACGGAUAUAUUAAUCUGGCUGCUGCGCUGGUAGCUGCUGGUGAUAUGGAAGGGGCAGUACAGGCAUAUGUGUCUGCCCUUCAGUACAACCCUGACUUGUACUGUGUUCGUAGUGACCUGGGGAACCUGCUCAAAGCCCUGGGUCGCUUGGAAGAAGCCAAGGCCUGUUACUUAAAAGCAAUUGAGACUCAACCAAACUUUGCAGUGGCUUGGAGUAAUCUUGGCUGUGUUUUCAAUGCCCAAGGAGAAAUUUGGCUUGCAAUUCAUCACUUUGAAAAGGCUGUAACACUUGACCCAAAUUUUUUGGAUGCUUACAUCAAUCUGGGAAAUGUCCUGAAGGAGGCAAGGAUAUUUGACAGAGCUGUAGCAGCUUACCUACGAGCCUUGAGUUUGAGUCCAAAUCACGCAGUUGUGCAUGGCAACCUUGCCUGUGUGUAUUAUGAGCAAGGACUAAUAGACCUAGCAAUAGACACCUACAGGAGGGCUAUUGAACUACAACCCCACUUCCCUGACGCCUAUUGUAACUUGGCCAACGCCUUGAAGGAGAAAGGAAGUGUGGUAGAAGCAGAAGAAUGCUACAACACAGCUCUUCGACUUUGUCCCACUCAUGCAGAUUCUCUCAACAAUCUAGCAAACAUCAAACGGGAACAGGGGAAUAUUGAGGAAGCUGUCCGUCUUUAUAGGAAGGCUCUUGAGGUGUUUCCAGAGUUUGCUGCUGCGCAUUCAAAUUUAGCAAGUGUUCUGCAACAGCAAGGAAAGCUACAGGAAGCUCUGAUGCAUUACAAAGAGGCUAUUAGAAUCAGCCCCACAUUUGCAGAUGCGUAUUCUAAUAUGGGAAAUACUUUGAAGGAGAUGCAGGAUGUUCAAGGAGCUCUACAGUGCUACACCCGUGCCAUUCAGAUAAACCCAGCUUUUGCUGAUGCCCACAGUAACCUGGCCUCUAUUCACAAGGAUUCAGGGAAUAUACCGGAAGCCAUUGCCUCUUACCGCACUGCUCUGAAACUGAAACCUGAUUUCCCAGAUGCCUACUGCAACUUGGCCCACUGUUUGCAGAUUGUCUGUGACUGGACAGACUAUGAUGAAAGAAUGAAGAAGCUGGUUAGCAUUGUAGCUGAUCAGCUGGAGAAAAACAGACUACCUUCUGUCCAUCCACAUCACAGCAUGCUGUAUCCCCUUUCUCACAGUUUUAGGAAGGCUAUUGCUGAGAGACAUGGAAAUCUAUGUUUGGACAAGAUUAAUGUUCUUCACAAGCCACCGUAUGAGCAUCCCAAAGAUCUGAAGGCCAGUGAAGGUCGACUUCGUAUUGGCUAUGUGAGCUCUGAUUUUGGAAACCAUCCAACCUCACACCUCAUGCAGUCAAUCCCAGGCAUGCAUAACCCAGACAAAUUUGAGGUAUUCUGUUAUGCCCUGAGUCCUGAUGAUGGUACAAACUUCCGUGUAAAAGUGAUGGCUGAAGCAAAUCAUUUCAUUGACUUGUCUCAGAUACCAUGUAAUGGAAAAGCAGCAGACCGCAUCCAUCAGGAUGGGAUACACAUUCUCAUUAAUAUGAAUGGUUACACCAAAGGAGCCCGAAAUGAAUUAUUUGCCCUGAGACCAGCACCUAUUCAGGCAAUGUGGCUAGGGUAUCCUGGAACCAGCGGAGCACUGUUCAUGGAUUAUAUCAUCACAGAUAAAGAAACUUCCCCAGUUGAGGUGGCUGAGCAGUAUUCAGAGAAAUUAGCUUAUAUGCCAAAUACUUUCUUUAUUGGAGACCACGCCAACAUGUUCCCCCAUCUGAAGAAAAAAGCAGUCAUUGAUUUCAAGUCCAACGGUCACAUUUAUGAUAACAGAAUUGUUUUGAACGGCAUUGACUUGAAGGCUUUCCUUGACAGCCUCCCUGAUGUCAAGAUUGUUAAGAUGAAGUGUCCUGACAGUUGUGACAAUGCAGAUGGCAAUGCUGCCCUCAGUAUGCCAGUCAUUCCUAUGAACACAAUUGCAGAAGCUGUGAUUGAGAUGAUUAAUCGUGGGCAAAUUCAGAUAACUAUCAAUGGAUUCAACAUCAGUAAUGGAUUAGCAACUACUCAG